CAAAUGUUAAACUUGGCUAUAUAUAUAUAUAUAUAUACACAUGACAUAAGAAUGAACAUUUAAUUCUUCUCCAUUAUUUUUUGUCUCUUUUUUCUUUUUUUCUCCUUAAUGCCACAAUCUUCAUUGAGCUUUCAAAAGUCUCGUCGUAAUACGAAAUUACACACAAAGAACAUUGUAGAUGAUUCUGUUAUUCAAAUUGGAAAAUGCAAAAAAAAAAUGGAGAGUAUUUCAUCAAGAACAUUUAGACAAGACCGACAAACUUCUUCGAGCAUUUGACCUUACGUAUGCUUAUGGUCCAUGUGUUGGUAUUAAGAGGAUGAAAAGAUGGGAACGUGCUCAUUUGCUAGGCCAAAGUCCUCCAGAAAUAGUCAAAGAAAUUCUGUUGAAUGAUAAAUCACAGAAAUAUGGUGAAUCUUUAUUUCAUCAAUUUAGAAUGAUUUAGAAAGAAAUUAACUUUUUAAUCAUGACAUCAGUUUUAUUUCAUGCAAAACCCUUUCAAAAAAAAAGAUAUAUAAAGCGUACUUUUCUG
This is a messenger RNA of Gilbertella persicaria, 529 nucleotides long. RefSeq names its product DNA polymerase delta, subunit 4-domain-containing protein. The transcript has 3 exons. Lineage: Eukaryota; Fungi; Mucoromycota; Mucoromycetes; Mucorales; Choanephoraceae. Gene Ontology annotation, molecular function: DNA-directed DNA polymerase activity. Bases 179 to 442 code for a protein of 87 amino acids. Gene Ontology annotation, cellular component: delta DNA polymerase complex. Gene Ontology annotation, biological process: DNA synthesis involved in DNA repair; DNA-templated DNA replication. The record is from RefSeq and is a predicted model, not a curated record.